AUGCUUCGUUCACAAACCAGAUUCUCCAUUGAGAUACUCCGGCGGUUAUCUACUGAAGUUGCUCAUGAGGCCAAAACUCCUAAAGUUGUCAUCCCUCCCGCUAUCAAGCGUGGACCAACCGAUUUGCUUCAAGCUUUGUCGGAAACGGUCGGUGUCGAUCCAACAGCGCCUCAUUUUGCUUUCAUCGAUGAUCCUGCCAUGAUUCCUAGCACAGCAGCCACUAAGAGGACCUACUAUAUGGCUAAGGAAAUGGGUAAACGCGCUGCGCGUCAAUUAGCAGAGGAGUGGCCCACUUUGUUCGCCCUUGACCGUGAUGAUCCUUACCUCCCGGCUUUUCGACCUCAAAAGCCAGCAGAUCCGUUGCAGGUUGAACCCACAGAGAAGAAUGUUUUGGCAAUGAUCGAGAAACGAGAAGUUGAAGAUGCUGUGAGGCUGUACGAGAGGAUAAGAGCGGAUAAUAUCGAGGUCUCACAAGAAACUCAGAUGGAGCUGUUCAAGUUAGUCGCAUACUACAAUGGCAAAAAUGUGCCGUUUUCUGAGUGGGAAGAAUGGCAUGGUAUGCGCGCUUUUGGCGAAAACGAACCAAACAAAUGGACACCUGCAGGAUUGGCGGACUU
This is a messenger RNA of Cooperia oncophora, 617 nucleotides long. NCBI's taxonomy places the organism in Eukaryota, Metazoa, Nematoda, Chromadorea, Rhabditida, Trichostrongylidae. The record is from the annotation of a GenBank genome assembly.